Molecule: messenger RNA, 9956 nt
Organism: Eublepharis macularius
Lineage: Eukaryota; Metazoa; Chordata; Lepidosauria; Squamata; Eublepharidae
Gene: TRANK1
Product: tetratricopeptide repeat and ankyrin repeat containing 1
Exons: 24
Coding region: 120-9065 (2981 amino acids)
Molecular function (GO): protein binding; ATP binding
Source: RefSeq, a predicted model, not a curated record
CCGCGAUGGAAGCGGCCGCGGUUGGGGACGGGCAGCGGCUGAGCGCUCUCCGCGGCGCGCCUGCACGCUGACCGAGGAAGGGGCGGCCGCCGCCGCUCGGGGGGCUUCUGCAGCCCAGAAUGGACCCCCUCGGCUUUGCAGAUCCCUUUGUUUAUUCUGAGUUCAUGAAAACGGCAGGAAAUCAUGACUUCAAAAAUGGGAACUAUUCUGUGGCCAUCAGAAAGUAUGAUGAAGCAAUGCGUGCACUGCUUUAUGCGUAUCCAGCAGCAGGGAUUUCUCGUGACCGAGACAUGGCGGUGUUACUGUGCAAUAGAUCUAAUGCCUUUUACAAUCUAAAUAAAUGGGAUGAAGCAUUUUACUCAGCACAAGAAAGUAUCCAGUAUGAUCCAACUUAUGUUAAGGGCUACUACAGAGCUGGUUAUUCUCUGAGUAAGUUGUCGCGGCCUCUAGAUGCAGCGAGAAUAUUUUAUCAAGGUUUGAAGCUUCUUCCAAAGUCAUCAGAUGUAAUCCAAAUUUCGGAGUUUAUAGUUGGCAUCUUCUCGAGCAUUAACAAUGUAAGAGCUAUUACCCCACAGAUUUUAUCUAUCACUAAAGAUAUUGUAAGAGAAAAUUUCAGUCUGUCAGUUUGGCAACACGUGAUUGAAAAGCUGGUCAGGAGGGCACAAUGGCAGGCUUGUCUGUUAUUGGCAACUGAAAAAGACAGGUUGCCAAGGAAUCUGCGAGUCACCAAUUUAUCGCUGAAAGAUCUGUUUGAUAAAUAUGUCCUCUUUGGCCUGUAUGAGAGAAUGGAAAGGGUACCCAAACUGGUGGAGUGGCUGAUCACCAUUGGAGCAAACAUAGAAAGUGUCGGCACUUGUCCUCUUCAUGCAGUCAUCAAACUUUGUAUCAAAGCAAAAGGAAACCACCUUUUCACAUGGUUGCUUGCCCAUAAACCUGAACUGAAGGCUCUUAUCAACCAGCAAAAUGAAGAUGGGUCAACAGUUCUCCACAUUGUAGCAUCCCAGACAGUUGGAUAUUCUUUAAAAAAUCAAAUUGAAGAUGUGGUGAUGCUUCUAAAUGCUGGGGUGGACCCAAGGAUCCUUGAUGCACACUCAAAGUCUGCCGUAGAUAUCUUCAAAAAGAACAAGAAGUUCAGACCUGUAGAAAUAAUCAAUAACUACAUGGAGAGAAACACCUUCUUUUCCAAGGAGUCAUCAGCUGCAGGGCAGACGGAAGGUGAAACCUUGAUAGCCUCGCUUCAGGAUGCUUUUGAGCAGUUUGAAAGCUUUUGCCAUUUGGAAAGCAAAGCCCACAACACCAACCUGCUGAAGCAUAAAGUAGUUCAGGGGCUUCUGAAGCAGCUGUCUGCAGUAAGAGAAAUCCCUGAAGAGGUGGUCUGUGACAUUCCUCCUGCCUGUGGUAGCAAGUUGAUAAAGCUGUUGCUGGAGAAGAAAAUGUGGCAUGAAGUUCUGUUGCUGCUGACCCGAAAGGCCGUGGAGAUGAUGUCAGGAGAUGGUCUUGUUAAAAGCUGCAACCUCUCAGAUGUUGACAUCGGCACUAUCUUGAAGCAUGUGGACAGGAGGGAUAACCGACGAGUGCAUCUCAUAAGAUGCUUGAUAAAGAGAGGAGCAUCACCAGAGGGGACUGGAAUCGUCCAUGAGAAACCACUUCAGAAAUGUUUGCACAGUCAUGAUUUUGAGUUGGCAUAUUUGCUGCUGAGCUGUCGUGCUGAUCCUCAGUUUUUGUCCUUGGUGGAAGGUGAUACUCCUUUACAUGCUGCGUUGUCCAUUUGCUUUGAGCAUAAAGAUGACAUUGGUUUGCAGUUCCUGAGCUACCUUUUAGAUUUGUAUGGUUCAAAUCCAUCUACAUUUCCAUACCUUAAUCCUAACAACCAAGAUAAGAAUGGAGAUACAGUAAUGCACGUUAUUUUUCAGAAAGGAGUGACAAAGCAGGUUAAGAAAAUGCUAGGCUUGCUAGCAAAAUUUUCUAUUAACUUCAAUUUAAAAAAUAAGAUGGGGAGAGAUGUGCGUUACAAGAAAAAAAAGAACGAUCCAAUGCUUAUAGCUUGGAAUGAAGCUGUGGCCGAGAACAAGAAGAAAUGUCGACAUGAUGCGGUCGGGCACCAAGCUCGGAUGGCAAAGCCGAGUGCAGCUUGCAACAGAUCCCAGCCCAAAAGCACAAACCAUUCUUCAGCUACAUCUGUAUCAAAAACACCACAUGGAAAAUUGCCCUUGGAUAGAGAGACAAAACCCGAUCACGAUUGCUCUAAGUGGGACGAGGCAGAAGCUGCUGGAGUGGAGAAUUUCUCUGAUAGAGAUGGUAAUAAGCCAUUAACACUACGAGAGUGCCUCGUGCAAGAAAUUGCAAAUAUAAUCCAAAAAUUGGCGUUGGGUGAAGUUAUAAGAAGUGAUUUAGUGAGACCUGAAAUACUAAAGCCACCCACAGCUACAGUUGAUGGUGAAGAGGGUGAACAUCAUAGCUUUAGUCAUGAGGGGUUGGCUAAUGUUUGCGUCAACAGUGGGGAUCCAUUAGAGAAGGCCCAUGAUGAGCUUAAGGAGUUGAAAGAAGAGGAAGAAGCCACUGAAGAUGAUGGGCAUAUUCAGGAGAUUGAGGCGCAUGCUCAAGACUUUGAUAACAUGACCUGGGAAAUCGAGUGCACAUCUGAAACACUGAAGAAGCUGGAAAACAAGAGCACACCUCGUUACAUAAAGAAGAAAAUAAUACUUGUAAUCCAACAGCUAGGAAAUGGAGAAUGGACACAAGGUUUGCAGAAGCGGCUGAAACAUCUGAACACUGACAUUCAACUCUAUGAAGCAAAGUUGGACAAAGGGGCAAGGAUGCUGUGGGAGCUUGCCAUCGACUUUUCUCCCCGUUGCAGUGAGAAUGCAGAAACGAUCAUCGAGCAUGAGCAUUCGGUUCAUCCUACAGAAAAAACAGGGAGAGUUUACACUGAAAUCAUUCGGAUAUGGGACAUUGUACUCGAUCACUGCAAACUUGACCAGGCUAUCAAAACAAUCUGUGUUGCAUAUAAGCGUGGCCUUUCUUGCAUCCUGAGGAAAAAACUGAAAGGUAUAAAUACAGCUCUUGUGUCGUCUAACUUGAAAACGCAAAAGCGCAUUCCUCGCAUUUAUGUUGAAGACACCAAGCCAGAAAAGUCAAAAGACUGUGACAUACCUGACUAUUUCCCCCCAGCUAGUGCAGUAGAAACUGAAUACAAUAUAAUGAAGUUUCAUAGUUUCAGUACCAACAUGGCACUCAACAUCAUAAAUGAUAUGACUUCUACUGUCGAAUACCCUUUCAGAGUUGGAGAAUUAGAGUAUGCAGUCAUUGAUUUGAACCCUAAGCCCUUGGAGCCAAUCAUCUUAAUUGGACGGAGUGGAACAGGAAAGACUACUUGUUGCUUGUACAGGCUUUGGAAGAAAUUUCACUCUUACUGGGAGAAAGCGGAAUAUGCAGGAGGUCCAUUGCUGGUACGACAGAAAUGGCACAGGGUAAAAUUUGAUAUGCAGUUGGGAAGUGCAACCACUGAGGAGGAAGAUCACAGUGAAAAACAAGACAGCUGCAACUCUGUUGAUUCUGGUGAACUGGAAACAAUUGAAAGUACAGAUGAUGAGCAAGAACCCAAUGAGGAUGAGCAAGAUUCUUCAGAGUUAAAUGACCCGGAAAUAAAUUGGGUGAAUGACAGUGGGGACGAAGAGAGGCGUACGGCAGAAGAAUCUGACAAACUGGAACAUUUGCAUCAGAUCUUCAUUACGAAAAAUCAUGUUCUUUGCCAAGAAGUUCAGAGGAACUUCUCUGAGCUUAGUAAAUCUUCCAAGGCAACUAGUCAUUUCAAGCCACUUGAGACAACUGUUUACAGACUUCAGGAUAUUCAAGAUGAAAAUUUUCCCCUCUUCCUCACGUCAAAACAGUGGUUACUCUUACUCGAUGCCUCGAUGCCAGACCCGUUUUUCCUUAGGAAUGAAGAUGGAAGUCUCAAGCGCACCAUUACUGGCUGGUCCACUAAAGAAGAGUUUCUUAUCUCAAAUUGGCAAGAGGAAGAGGAGGAUGUUGAUGUAGAAGUAGAUUAUGAUGAGGAUGAAAAGACUGCAGAAGUUCACCCCAAAGAGCACGAUCCUCGAAUAUUCGUGACAUACAGUAUAUUUGCUUAUGAAAUCUGGCCCAAAAUGGUAAAAGGCAAAUGUCCUUACAACCCAGCAUUAGUUUGGAAAGAAAUAAAAUCUUUUUUGAAAGGAUCUAUUGAAGCAUUGAGCAGCCCCCAGGGCAUACUGACAGAGGAAGAAUAUAAAAAACUUGGCAGAAAGAGGUCUCCGAACUUCAAAGAAGAUCGUAGUGAAAUUUAUCAACUGUUCAGUGUUUACCAGCAAAUACGAUCCCAAAGAGGCUAUUUUGAUGAAGAAGACCUCUUGUACAACUUGUCCCAAAGACUUUUGAGGCUUGAUGAUCUACCGUGGUGCAUCCAUGAACUUUAUGGGGAUGAAAUUCAGGAUUUCACUCAGGCAGAGCUAGUGUUAUUAAUGAAAUGUAUCGAUGAUCCAAAUGCGAUGUUUCUGACCGGCGAUACGGCUCAGAGCAUCAUGAAAGGAGUUGCGUUUCGUUUCAGCGACCUGAGAUCGCUUUUCCAUUAUGCCAGCAAAAGCUCUGCUAUCAAGAAACAGUAUGUCGUAAGGAAACCAAAAAGGAUAUAUCAGCUUUAUCAGAACUACAGAUCCCAUUCAGGGAUUCUUCACUUGGCCUCUGGAGUUGUUGAUUUGCUUCAGUACUAUUUCCCUGAAUCUUUUGAUCGUCUUCCUAGGGAUUUGGGCCUCUUUGAUGGGCCUAAGCCCACUGUGUUGGAAUCUUGCAGCGUUAGUGAUUUGGCAAUUCUGCUGAGAGGCAACAAAAGGAAAACACAGCCGAUAGAAUUUGGAGCACAUCAAGUGAUACUGGUAGCAAACGAAUUGGCAAAGGAAAAGAUACCCGAGGAACUUAGUUUGGCUCUUGUGCUGACAAUUUAUGAAGCAAAAGGUUUAGAAUUUGAUGAUGUUCUCCUCUACAACUUUUUUACAGAUUCAGAGGCUUACAAAGAAUGGAAGAUAGUUUCCUCGUUCACACCUUCGUGCCAUUUCCCUGAAGAAAACAAGCUCAUCAUUGAAACGCCUUUGGAAAAAGAUGUUGAUAAGCAAGGCAAGCCACAGGUUCUGAAUGUCGAAAUGUACAAGUUGCUUAAUGGAGAGCUAAAGCAAUUAUAUACUGCAAUUACAAGAGCCCGGGUCAAUCUGUGGAUCUUUGAUGAAAACAGUGACAGGCGUGCACCAGCAUUUCAAUAUUUCAUCAAGCAAGAAUUUGUUCAGGUUGUCAAAACAGAUGAAAAUAAAGACUUGGAUGAUAGCAUGUUUGUUAAAACAUCCACUCCGGAAGAAUGGAUUGCGCAGGGAGAAUAUUAUGCUAAGCACCAGUGUUGGAAGGUGGCAGCCAAGUGCUAUCAAAAGGGGGGAGCCGUUGAAAAGGAAAAACUGGCUUUGGCACAUGAUGCUGUGCUUCAAGUGCAGUCAAAGAAAAUCAGCCCCAAAGACAAACAAAUGGAGUACAUGGAUCUGGCUAAAAUCUAUCUCGAAUGUGGUGAACCAAAUCUGGCUCUCAAAUGCCUGUUCCAUUCGAAAGAGUACCCACUUUGCGCACAGCUCUGCGAAAAGCUAGGAAGGGUGAAGGAUGCUGCCUAUUUCUAUAGAAGAGGCCAGUGCUACAAAGAUGCGUUCAGGUGCUUUGAAGAGAUUCAAGAGUUUGAUCUAGCACUUAAAAUGUGUUGCUACGAAGAACUGUAUGAAGAAGCAGCAAAAUAUGUGGAAAGAUACGAGAAAUUGCUAAAGAAAGAAGGGCAGCCGGCUUCAAAACUUUCGUAUACAGCCAGCCAGUUUUAUCUAGAAGCUGCUGCCAAGUACUUGAGUGCAAACAGGAUCAAUGAAAUGAUGUCUGUGCUUUCUCACCUUGACACUGAAGAUCAGCUUGUUUUCUUGAAAGCUCACAAAUACUUCUCUGAAGCGGCGGAUCUGCUGAAGAGGGAAGGCCGAGAUGAAGAGGCUGCAAAACUGAUGAAGCAACAUGGCUUUGUGUUGGAAGCAGCAAAUCUUACUAAUCGGAGAGAUUUCCGAGCGUCUUGUUUGCUUGCGGCAGCCCGCCUUAGCAUCGCAGGUGUUUACAAGUUGGAGAAUUUAAAAGCAAUCUUGGAAGAAGCCUUGGAGUUAUGCGAACAAACUAACCAAAAAUCUAGCAGCGCCGAGGCAGUGUAUCUGAUGGGAAUUGAAGAGAAGGACUUCUAUAAGUUGAAGGAUGCUUUCCAUAUGUUUCUGCAUGUGAAUCACCAUGCAGGUGCCGUUGAAGCACUUUUUGGAGCAGUUCAGUGUGAAGAAAGCAAUGAGAGCAUCUUGAGAUUAAUAGCCACACAUGGCAUAGGAGCAAUUCUGAACCUGGUCAAAGCUUUCCAAAAAGCAGACACAAAUGCUGAGAAAGAAAUGGUCAAGUCAUGUUUUGAUUACUUUGGAAUUGCGCCGAUAGAUAAAUUUUUUUGCCAAGUGUCUCAGAAUGAAGCUGGAUGUAUUUUAGAGUUUCUGUCUGAACAGGCCACUCUGAGAGAGAAGAAAACAAGUGACCAGUUUGUUACAAGUCUAGAAGAAGUAAAAUCUGCUCUAAAUAAAUACUUAUUGAACAGGCUUGUUGCCAUUACUCAUAAUUUACUUGAACGAAAUUUCCCCGAUAUUUGCACAAAAUUCAUUGUCGGCUUGAAGUGUGAGGAUGAAAACUGUGAAGACUUCCACAGAACUUUGUCACGUCAUGAGAUAAAAUCCAUUUUCCAGUGCAAAAGGCAUUUGGCUACAAUAAAUGGCCUACUGUUGGAAGCAAAGCGAGUGUUUCCAAAAGAUGUGUUUUGUGAACCUAAUGCCAUCGACGAACUUCUGACAGCUGAUAAGUAUGCCUUGUGUAAAUCCCUUAUAAAUACCUUCUUUCCUAAACAUUUCCACCUGAGGAUGGUGUCCGAAAACCCCAUGGCGUGCAAAGAAAUCCUAAGUCUUCACAGAGGUGGCUACAGAACCUUAAAUCCUUGCAAAAUGGUGCUGAGGGAAUAUAUCAGAUUGGAAUUUAAAAAUGAGACUGCCCGAAACAGAAGAGAAUCGACUGAUCUGUGGCUGAGGGCGAUGCAGGUCUUUGCUUUAACUUCCAGUUACCCUGAAGAGUUUGAGAGGCUUCUUUGCAAAGAGGAAGAUGAGUAUAACCGAGAAGUCAAGUUGCUUGCAGAAAGGGGAAGAGUUAGACCGAAAGGUAUAGAGGGCAGGUAUGGCAUGGUGAUGCCUGACAAAUAUGCAGACAAUGCUGAAAGCACCUACUUGUGUUUUAUUCGACUCCUGCAGGAUUCCAUGGACCAGCUCUUCAUUCACAGAAAUGUCGAAGAUUGCAGGUGGAUGUUUUACCGCUUCAUGAACAUCCUGGUUGUGAAAUGCAUCGAUCCGUUGAUUCCAAGCAUAAGAAACACAGUGGCUUUACUAGAAUUUCAGUUUGUCUUAGGCUGUGCUGUCCUGAUGCGCCUCUGCAGAAACAUGACUCUUUGCCUUCCCAAGAGUUACAUUGCUCUCAUCCAUUACUGGGAUUUUUUAUUCAGAAGGGGAGAUCACAACAAAGACUUCGUGUAUUCUGUCAUACAAGACUACAAGCCGGAAGACACGAAGAAAGCCGUAAGAGAUUUUAAAAAACAUCUCAUCUAUUUGGCGGAUGUUCUGUGUGGAUAUGAAGACUUCAAUGUACUUGUGGAUGCUUUUGGUGACUCGGAUUAUAUCACAUCGGGAGAAGCUGAGCGUACGGUGGUGCUUUGCUUAGUGAUGUUGAUAAAUGCUGACCAGGUGCUCAGUUGGAAAUACAAAAUGGUUUUAGCGGAACACUUCCCAGCCAUCAGGGAAAGCCUUCUGGAAAUGAAAACGAACUGCCCUUCCAAAGUUCCUGAAAGAUUGUUUAGGAUUGUGAAUCUGAUGAGUGACGUUUCUGAGGUUAAAGAAGUAGUGGAAGGCCUAAAGGAGCUUUUGUAUUGCCGAGAUGAGGAGUUUUUAGCCGACUGUCGUUGGAGGUGGGAUCCAAGAGGAGCAAGGGGUACCUGGCAUGAGGAUAACAAAGUGCUGAGAGGCAUCUAUUAUGAGGUUGCAGACUUGGACAGAUUUGCAUAUCUCAGUCAGGCAAAUGACUUUGAAGAGCCAGAAAUGGAUUUUGAAACAGAUGUCUGUGUUGAAGAGAGAGAGGAUCCAUUGGCUAACAUAGCAUCCCUAAGGCAGCAGAAACAACAGCAGAAAGCCUCUGCAAAGCGGAAGUUGCAGUUCUUUUUCCGGUUUGUUCGCUGUUGUAUUAGAUGGAAAAGGGUUUCCAGCUCAAAACUGGAGUCCUCGGAAAUGUCUUUGGGAGUCUUUAAAAAAGCAGAUAUUGACCGGACACAGUGUGAUCUCUGUGGAGUGAAAUUUCUCCAAAGUCCUGACAACUUUGUUAUUCAGGCAGAGGAUUCUGAAAAGGAACCCACUCAAGCAACGACACCAAUAGAGGGGGACUGGGCAGAGAAUGCGGAAAGAAAUGAAAAUAUUACUGCUGGUGAAACUUUUGAGAGUCAUAUAAUCCUAGCUGAGCAUAAAAAUAAAUAUGUUUCUUAUCAAAGAUACUUUGAUUUUUUCAAAAAGGAGGUAGACCCAGUGCUAUGUGAUGGAAUAAGUGUGGUAGAAAGCAUUGGAGAAAAUACAUGUAUCAAAGGCCACAUUGCAUUCAAGGAACGUUCUAAACUAGAGCAAACAAAAAUCCAAGAAGCUAUUAAAAAGAUUUCAGAUACAGUGGAGGACAUCUACAAGCGAAAAGCAUGGUCUGAGGCUGAAGAAGUUAUGUCCAAGUUGGCUAGGAAUUUAUGCACUAAUCUAAACGAUGCUUGUGAAUGGCUGAAAAAAACGGAGUCUAGCCUGCUACAGGAGGAAGAGUUUGACCACGACAAAGACUUGGACAAUGAAGUGAAAGGCGAAGAGAUCAACUUUGAAGAACUACACCACAAGAAGCCCUCGCGAAAACAUGGCAAGCGAAGAAGAAAAUGAUUUUUUAAAUGCUGAGGUCUCUCUGCCCUCUGAUUUGGGUUCUUUUGAAAAAUAAGCAGUGAAGUGCAUAAACAAAAAAAAAGUUUAAAGUUUUUUUCUUUUUUCCUUUGUAAUUGGGGCAGCAGGUUAACGACUAAUUAAUAAUCAUCAUGACCAGAUUUUAAGAGUACCAAGAGAGGCUGAAUUUCAGAUGCAUUCAGCUCAGCAGGAAGACAGUCUGGAAUUCCACAUUUGGCAGAGACCCAGAUCUCAGCUGGACAGCUAAAGCAACGGAGAAGGAGGGGCCGUUCAAAGCAGAUUAAGUAUCGGGAGGGAAGUGCUUAGUUUCCCCCCAGUUUGCCACACUUUCUCUGCAGCACCCCCUCCCCUCCUCCGGAUCUAGGGCCCGUCUCAUUAUCUGCUUCAAAUCAUGCCCUUCUGCAGCCAGGUUCUUGGACUGCAGUCUACCGUGAAUGAGUAAUUCUGCCCUUAGAAUAGAAUGAGGAGAAAGAAUUACUCCCUUCUUUUCGACAUUCCAUUUUCCAUUUUAGUGCCGUUAUUUAUCUACCAGUUAGUCUAGGAAUGACCUCAAUGAGAAGACUGUUCAUCAAGUUCCAGUGAAUUUUAAACUUUCAGAAUGUUCAAAAGACAACUUAACACACACGGAAAAGCUCCCGUCUUUCUCCGGAGCCCCUCAGAAAGGGACAAGAGGCUCUCUUGAUUUUUUUCCCCUUAAUUUGUUUUGAUAUUAGCUGUUCUUUACAUGUGUCAAAAAUAUGGUAUGUUUCUUCAGAGAGUCAUUGUGGUUUAUAUGCAUUUUAAAUUUGAAAAGAUUUUAUACGUUUGGAAUGCCAUAAAUAAAAACUUGCAUUAGAUUAUUUUUAGAACAAAAUAAAGAUUACUGAAAUUGUA